ACUCAAACGCGCUCAAUAUAUUUGCACACUCAUAUGCUCAUACUCCACACCUUCCUUGCCUGGAUGUUGUUGAUGGUAUUUAGAGCAGCCUACUAUCGAUGCACAUCCUUCCUCCUCUGUGUUGCUCUCUUUAAGAAGCUUUGACGGAGCAGAUGAGCGAGGAUCUAUCUCUUUUAUCUCACAGGGAAUAAGUCUCCACUGCUAACCAACCCAGGAAAACCAAGCUCUUAUCACAUUCUUUCUGCAACAAAGCACGCGUAGGCUAAAGAAAGAAAGAACUGGGAAAAAAACGGACACAAUUUUUACAGAGCUAAUUUCAGGUGGUGCUGGUGUGAUUUCCCUGUGAAGGGCAGGAGCUGCCAUGCCAUUUGGCUGUUUGACACUCGGGGAGAAUAAGGAUUACAACAAUCCCUCAGAGGUGACGGAUAAAUAUGACCUUGGACAAAUUGUCAAAUCGGAGGAGUUCUGUGAGAUCUUCAGAGCGAAGGACAAGAACACACUCAAAAUGUUCACCUGUAAAAAGUUUUUGAAAAAGGACGGGAGGAAAGUGAGGAAAGCUGCCAAGAAUGAGAUUCUAAUCUUGAAUAUGGUCAAACAUCAUAACAUCCUCCAGCUGGUUGAUGUCUUUGAAACUAGAAAGGAGUACUUCCUCUUCCUGGAGCUAGCUACAGGCAGAGAGGUCUUUGACUGGAUCUUAGACCAAGGCUACUACUCAGAGAAGGACACCAGCAAUGUUGUCAGACAGGUGUUGGAAGCCGUGGCCUAUUUGCACUCCCAGAGAAUUGUCCACAGGAACCUCAAGCUGGAGAACUUGGUGUACUUCAACCGCCUGAAGCACUCCAAAAUUGUGAUCAGUGACUUCCACCUGGCCAAGCUGGAGAAUGGACUCAUCAAGGACCCCUGUGGAACCCCAGAGUACCUUGCUCCUGAGGUGGUGGGACGUCAGAGGUACGGAAGGCCAGUGGAUUGCUGGGCCAUCGGGGUCAUCAUGUAUAUUCUCCUGUCAGGAAACCCCCCUUUCUAUGACGAAACGGAAGAUGAAGACUAUGAUAAUCACGACAAAAACCUUUUCCGCAAGAUUCUGUCGGGAGACUAUGAGUUUGACUCACCGUACUGGGAUGAUAUAUCUGACUCAGCGAAAAGCCUGGUGUCAUGUCUGAUGGAAGUGGAGCAGGAUCAAAGACUGACUGCACAGGAGGCCAUCAGCCAUGAAUGGAUUUCUGGGAAUGCAGCCUCCAACAAGAACAUCAGGGAUGGAGUGUGUGGGCAAAUUGAAAAGAACUUUGCCAAAGCCAAGUGGAAGAAAGCUGUAAGGGUCACAACCCUGAUGAAGAGGCUUCGAGCUCCAGAACAGAGUGACUCCGGUGCCUCCAGCCCAGUUCCAGGGGCCACCGCUGGACCUGUCACCCCUAGCAACACUCCAGUACCCCCAGCUGAGGGUUCUGAGGGCACCCCUGCCAGCACAGAGGCCUCACUCACCCUCCAGGUUCCCAAUUCACAGAAUGCACCCGCCAUCAUCACUCCUGGUUCCCCCUCCCAGCUCCAGCCCAGCCCGGCUCCUGAGGAGCCAGAGGCUGAGCCCCUGGAACGGUGUAACGGGGACUCAGCAGCACCACUCCAAACACCCCCACAAACACAGGAGGAUCAGAAUGGCUAGACAAAGCAGGACCAGUGUCACCCCACCACACACACCCUGUAAAUAAGGCGCUGGCAUGAUGAUCCAGAAUCUGCUUAACGUCCCGCCCCACUCACCCUCUUGCAGCAUUAGUGCAGCAGCAUCUCACACAGUCUGUUUUAUCUUGAGCCUUUGCUCUGCACCCUGUGAUUGGUUGAGUGAUCUGUCUAUCUUUUGCAUUGUUUCCUCUUACUCUUUUCCCCUCUAGUUUUGUUGAUACGCAUCCUUUUGAAAAAAAAAGACUGUGAGGAAUACAUACUUCUAACAUUUGUUUUGAGCAGGUCUAGUAAAUUUCACACUUUCUCUUCACUUAAUUACUUUUUAUUUGAUAGAAUUCACAAUUCUAUCAAUUUAUCUGUUUGAAUCUGAAUUACACCUUUAGUGAAAUUCUUAGACACCUACAUGUUUGUAAUGGCCAGCCUCUUUGGUUCCUUAAAGGUCAACUUAGAGAGCAAUCUCAAAAUCUGUUUUCUGCUGUACCGUACCCAAUGUUACUGAGAAAUGGUCUGAUAACUGCUUAUAUUCUCUCUGUAUACUCCAGUUUUUUGGAAAGAAGAAGGAAACCUGGUGAGAAAAUCUGUAUGCUUGAUUAUUGAUCCCAAUAAAAUAGUGUAUAGGCCUUUAUGAACAUUUUGCGAAUAGUAGCUCAUGUUGUAUGUAAGUUUAAGAUAGUGUCAAGCCUGUUAAAGUGUGUUAUUUAUGUUUUAAGCAUCUUUUAGCUGAGCUGAAGUGCUGCCAAAGUAUUAUGUACAUCUAUGAACUGAGCAAUAUUUGUAUUGCUGUAUAAAACUGUGACACUUUUCAGAAUUUUAUUUCAUUGUGACUGAUCAGUAUGAUUUAUUUUUCAUAUGCCAUGACCAGCCAAUUCCACCUGAUUGCAUUUCAAAUGACACAUUCUUCAUUUAUUCAAAAAUGUGUUCCUAUGUAGGUAUGGGACAGUAUAAAAUAUUUGAAACAGAUCAUAACUUUUUCACAUUAUUGUUUUUUUCCAUUUAAUUUUGCCCAUGAAUACCUGUAAAACUGAAAAAAAUAAAUCUUAAUUCACUUUGUUUGAUUCAUAUCAUGGGAGCCACCACAAAACAAAGUGUAACAAAUCAAAGCAAUGAUUUAAUCAAUCCUCACACAUUUAAAAGUAUUCUAUAUGGUUAAUGUAUGGUGAAUUAUUUAACAGUAUGCUUUUAUUAUGCAUUUAUUUAGCUAAUGUACUUUUUCUUGUAUUUUGAGUCAUGUCCCAUUUGUAGUCUGUAUUUCUUGACUGUAAUCUAAAAUAAAAUCUAUUGUGAUUCACAA
Molecule: messenger RNA, 2965 nt
Organism: Salmo salar (Atlantic salmon)
Lineage: Eukaryota; Metazoa; Chordata; Actinopteri; Salmoniformes; Salmonidae
Source: RefSeq, a predicted model, not a curated record